AAAGUCGUGAGAAUACAGUAAAUUCUGGCCCAUCAUGUCUGAAGGAGAUGUCAAACCGCCAGUUGUGGGAGAAGCCCAUGAUGUAGACACUUUCCAUGUCCCCAAGGCAUUUUUCGACAAACACCCCGGAAAACCCCAUCUCGAAUCCCUCGAACACUACCAAAAGCUCUACAAAGAAUCCAUCGACGAACCCCAUGUCUUCUGGGCGCGCAUGGCCCGGGAGCUCCUCUCCUGGGAACGCGACUUCCAAACCGUCUACUCCGGCAGCCUCGCGAACGGUGACAACGCCUGGUUCCUCGAAGGCCGCCUCAAUGCCUCCUACAACUGCGUCGAUCGCCACGCCUUCGCCACCCCGGACAAGCCCGCCAUCAUCUACGAGGCCGACGAACCUGAAGAGGGCCGCGUGCUCACCUACGCCGAGCUCCUCCGCGAGGUCAGCCGGCUCGCCUACAUCCUGCGCCAGAUGGGCGUGCGGAAGGGCGAUACGGUGGCGAUCUACCUGCCGAUGAUCCCCGAGGCGGCGAUCGCGUUCCUGGCAUGCGCGCGCAUCGGCGCCGUGCACUCGGUCGUGUUCGCGGGGUUCUCGUCCGACUCGCUGCGGGACCGCAUCGUGGAUGCGCAGAGCAAGGUCGUCAUCACGACGGAUGAGGGGAAGCGCGGAGGGAAGGUCAUUGGGACGAAGAAGAUCGUGGACGAGGCGUUGAAGGGAUGCCCGGAUGUGAGCCAUGUGCUGGUGUAUCAGCGCACCGGGGCAGAGGUGCCGUGGACGAAGGGGCGGGAUUGGUGGUGGCAUGAGGAGAAGGAUAAGUGGCCCAGCUAUCUGCCGCCGGUGAGCAUGAGCUCGGAAGAUCCGCUGUUCUUGCUGUACACCUCGGGCUCGACGGGCAAGCCGAAGGGCAUCAUGCAUACCACGGGUGGAUACCUCCUCGGCGCUGCGAUGACCGGCAAAUACGUCUUCGACAUCCACCCUAGCGACGUCUUCUUCUGCGGCGGCGACGUUGGCUGGAUCACUGGCCACACCUACGUCGUGUACGCGCCGCUGCUGCUGGGCGUCGCUACCGUCGUCUUCGAGGGCACCCCCGCGUACCCCAACUUCUCCCGCUACUGGGACGUCAUCGAGAAGCACGGCGUCACGCAGUUCUACGUCGCUCCCACCGCGCUGCGCCUCCUCAAGCGCGCCGGUGACCAUCACGUGAAGCAUCAGAUGAAGACGCUGCGCGUGCUCGGGUCGGUCGGCGAGCCGAUCGCGGCGGAGGUGUGGAAAUGGUAUUUCGAGAUCGUUGGGAAGGAGGAGGCUCAUGUCGUUGAUACUUACUGGCAAACCGAGACCGGCUCCCACGUCGUCACCCCCCUGGGCGGCAUCACUCCGACCAAACCCGGCAGCGCGUCCCUCCCCUUCUUUGGCAUCGAGCCCGCGAUAAUCGACCCCGUCUCCGGCGAGGAAAUCCCCGGCAACGAUGUCGAGGGCGUGUUGGCGUUCAAGAAGCCAUGGCCGAGCAUGGCGCGCACGGUGUGGGGCGCCCACAAGCGAUACAUGGACACCUACAUGAGCGUGUACCCGGGAUACUACUUCACUGGCGACGGCGCAGGUCGCGAUCAUGAAGGCUACUACUGGAUCCGCGGCCGUGUCGACGAUGUCAUCAACGUCUCCGGCCACCGCCUCUCCACCGCCGAAAUCGAAGCCGCCCUCCUCGAGCACCACUCCGUCGCGGAAUCCGCCGUCGUCGGCGUCGCGGACGAACUGACCGGCCAAGCGAUCAACGCCUUCGUGGCACUCAAAGACGGCAUCGAGACGGACGCGAUCAAGAAGGAGCUGACGCUGCAGGUGCGGAAGAGCAUCGGGCCGUUCGCGGCGCCGAAGGCGAUUUUCGUGGUGCCGGACUUGCCGAAAACGAGGAGCGGGAAGAUCAUGCGGAGGAUUUUGAGGAAGAUUGUAGCCGGGGAGGAGGAUCAAUUGGGAGAUACGAGUACGCUGAGCGACCCUAGCGUCGUCGACAAGAUCAUCGAGACGGUGAAACAGAGCAAGAAAUAAGCAUCCCCCUUCGAUCCGAUGCGACAUGGGGAGCUCGACUGGUUCGUAUCAGUGGUGGUGAUGGCGCUAUGUCAUUCCUCAAGCCAUUGUCCGAGGAGAUCGAGAGAGGAGCACGAUGUGGUUGAUUAUGUGAUAUGAUUACGGAGGACAUAUGGGUCGUUGCAGUAUUGGAUACGAUGAUGGGUUCUGUUCGAGAACGUACGGACCAGGAGAUUUACUGCUGGAUUUAUUCGGUAGCGCGGGUAAUUAGUUACAGUGCGAGAUAUCAAUUCCAUGCAGAUUUCAAUGUUCCGAGGGAG
Molecule: messenger RNA, 2331 nt
Organism: Eremomyces bilateralis CBS 781.70
Lineage: Eukaryota; Fungi; Ascomycota; Dothideomycetes; Eremomycetales; Eremomycetaceae
Product: acetate--CoA ligase
Exons: 7
Coding region: 35-2032 (665 amino acids)
Cellular component (GO): cytosol
Molecular function (GO): acetyl-CoA synthetase activity; AMP binding
Source: RefSeq, a predicted model, not a curated record